Molecule: messenger RNA, 4875 nt
Organism: Myotis myotis
Lineage: Eukaryota; Metazoa; Chordata; Mammalia; Chiroptera; Vespertilionidae
Gene: UBXN2A
Product: UBX domain protein 2A
Exons: 7
Coding region: 232-1005 (257 amino acids)
Biological process (GO): proteasome-mediated ubiquitin-dependent protein catabolic process; nuclear membrane reassembly; autophagosome assembly
Cellular component (GO): nucleus; cytosol
Molecular function (GO): ubiquitin binding
Source: RefSeq, a predicted model, not a curated record
GCGCAGAGGCGGCCAGGGCGCGCGCCCGCGGCGGUGGCGGAGGCCGGCGGGCUGGGUCCCAGGGGCGCGGCCGCGAGCCCCGGCGGGUCUGGGAGCUGCGGUGCUCCGGUUCCGAGGGGCUCCGGUCCGGCGGCGGCGCCCGCGGCGCUGAGCGAAUUGAGGACGAGGCCGGGAGGGGACAGCGCGGCGGGUCCCUCUCCAGCGGCCACGCCCGGAGUAAGGCAGAAGAGAAUGAAAGAAGUAGAUAAUCUUGAAAGUAUAAAAGAAUGGGUUUGUGAAACAGGAUCUGACAACCAACCUCUUAGUGAUAAUCGACAAUCAACUUGUGAGUAUUUUGUCGACAGUCUUUUUGAGGAAGCCCAGAAGGUUGGUGCCAGAUGCUUGUCUCCCACUGAACAGAAGAAACAGGUAGAUAUAAAUAUAAAAUUAUGGAAAAAUGGAUUCACGGUCAAUGAUGAUUUCAGAAGUUAUUCAGACGGUGCAAGUCAGCAGUUUCUGAACUCCAUCAAAAAGGGGGAAUUGCCUUUGGAAUUACAGGGAACAUUUGAUAAGGAGGAGGUGGAUGUUAAAGUUGAAGAUAAGAAACAUGAAGUGUGUGUGGCAACGAAGCCUGUGUUCCAGCCCUUCUCAGGACAGGGUCACCGACUGGGAAGUGCCACACCAAAAAUUAUUUCUAAAACAAAAAGUAUUGAAGUUGAGAAGAAAAAUAAUUUGUCUACUGUCCCACUAAACAACCUGGAACCCAUCACUAAUAUACAGAUCUGGUUAGCCAGUGGGAAAAGGAUUGUUCAGAAAUUUAACAUGUCUCAUAGGAUAAGCCACAUCAAAGACUUCAUUGAAAAGUACCAAGGAUCUCAGAGAAGUCCCCCCUUUUCCCUGGCCACGGCUCUCCCGUACCUCAGGCUGCUAGACGAAGCUCUCACACUGGAAGAAGCAGACUUACAGAACGCCGUCGUCAUCCAGAGACUCCACAAAGCCACAGAGCCUUUUAGAGGACCUUCAUAACAUCGACCUUCGACCCACCAAGUGGAAAGUUUGCAGAGAAGCGAUGGUUCGUAAGUGAACACGCAAACCGAAAUGGGGGAGUCAGGUUUACUGAACUUUUGGUUUGAGACCUAUGUAACUCCCUCCAGAUGGGAAGACGAGUAAGUACAAGUUAGGAGAGGAAGCUACGACGAAACUGUAUUCAGUGCACUGUCUCCCAAAGGCUACUCAGAAAAACAUACUUCUUUUCAAAUACCAAUGAUUCAACAUAAGAUAGAUUAAAGGACUAUAUCAUUUAGUAUCUUAAUGUGGUAUAAAUUAGCAAACAUGUUCACAGCAUCACUCAUUUAAACAUCAUUCCAGACAGCAGUGAUUUACUCAAAUGUUAGCUUGGCUCAGAAUUUUUAAAUAGCAAUACAUUAAAAGUUAUACAUGGCAGGUUAAAAGCAUCAGUGUCCUUAUUUUAUACCUGAGAUACAAUCAGAAUGCUGGAAGGAACUGCUUCCACCACAGCCAUGCCUAAACCUCGAAGUGUUCUCAGUCUGCAUUCUCUAAGGCAAGGUACACUCAAACAUUAAGUUGGCAAUAGUAUCUAGUAUUUUCAGGUAAGAAUAAAAUUCUGUAGCUUAGUAUAAUGUCAGUAUUAAUCUGUCUACUCACAUUUCUACAUUUUUGAGAAGUAUAAUUUUUUAAAAUAUAUAUUUAUUGAUUUCAGAGAGUUAGAAACAUCAAUGAUGAGAGAGAAUCAUUGACUGGCUGCCUCCUGCAGGCUCCCUUCUGGGGAUCAAGCCCACAACCUGGGCAUGUGCCCUGACCAGGAAUCAAACUGUGACCUCCUGGUUCACAGGUCAAUGCUCAACCACUAAGCCAGGCCAGCCAGGCGAAAGUAUAAUUUUUUAAAAAACUAUGUUCUCUCCAGGAACCUCAGUUCACCCCCUAUUUUAUUUUCUUUCAAAAAUUAGGGACUUGUUCUUAGCUAACAUUCACAGUAUGUCAUUCAUUUGAGACUGCUUACUCAGAAUCUAAUGUUGUGUUUGUCACACUGCUAAUUAACAUUUCCUAAAUGCCUUAUGUCAUGUAUGGUUUUCUAUUCCAUACAUUAGCGUCAACCUGUGUAUACAUCCAAGGGUUAUUUAUUACAUUCUGAUGUCACCAAGGAAGACUUGCUUUGUUUCUUAGACUUUACAACCAGUUAGACUUCGCUAGUCACUGUCCGAUUGCAUCCCCUUGUCCAAAAAUAAGUUUAGGAAGCCUUUUUGCAAAUGAUCUGUUGCAUCAUAUUUAAAGUGAGAUAUACACUGAGUGUGCCAAGGAACUAAGCAGCCAUGCCCGUCAGCAGUAAUGUUCACCGGGCAUUGGAUGUCUGCUGGGAGGAGCAGGUCUUAAACUGUUUGGUCUCCAGACCUUUUGUUUAUGUGAGUUAUAAAUCUGUUAAAAAUUUAAAAGUUACACAUAUUUAUUCAUUUAAAAAUAAUACACAUGUAAAUAUAAACACUUUUAUGAAAAAUGUCUAUUUUCCAAAACAUUAAAAAUAAGAUUUCGUGAGAAAAGUGGCACUGUAUCCCAUUUUUUGCAGAUGUCUUUCCUGCCCGCCUUAAAGAGACAGAUGGCAUCUCCUGUCUGCUUCCACGUUCAAUCUGUUGUGCUAUCGCACAUCAUGCGGCCUCCAGUAAAUGCUACUACACGUUCAUGAGAAAGUGAACAAAACAAAUAACGUCUCAGUAUGAUCAGGAAAGUAGUUUUGACCGUGUGGACCUGAAAGCCAUUCUGAUAAAGCAAUGAUUUGCCGUGAUUCUCAAGCCUUAGUGUAAGAAUCACUCGGAAAGCUUUUCAAAAGGCCUAUUGCUGCCACUCACCAUGCACAUCCUGAUUCAUCGUAUCUGGGGUGAGUCCCAGAUCUCUGCAUUUUUUAUCGCAUUUGAUUCUUAGGUAGGUAAUGGCAGGAAAUCCUGCACCGAAGCUUCCCCUUAAGAAAAUAAAGCCUGGGGGGUGAGGACACAUUUGUAAUACCUUAACUAAUAAAAAAAUAAAAAAAUAAAAAAAUAAAGCCUCGUGUGCACCAUGGACAGUGGAAGACCCUCCACUGAAAUGGGGGGUCCUCUUAGUUUUAUCUCUGUUCCCCACAGUUUGUUCUGAGACUGUUCCCCUUUAACUCUGAACUAACCAUGCCAUAAACCUAUACUUCGUCUUCUAUGAGCACAGCUGAGAUUAGGCUGGAACAUUUAAAUGAGGUUUUUAUCAAAGGCUCAGGAAUAACGAAAGGGAAGUACCCGUAUAACUAGAUGGCCCGUUUCAUAAACUCUAUCUUCUGUUGGAGGAACAUUUGAAGAAUGCUUUCUUUUAGAGACCUGUCUUUUUACUAGGAAGGGAGGGAGGACAAAGGAAAACCUUCUCUUUUUGUUAUUUACUCUCAGAAAUGAACAGGUAUAUAAUAGAAAAUAAAUAUUGUCAGUCAUGUUUACAGCUGUGGCAGAGCCCCCUAGUGAAACAAUGGCAUUCUUUACAAUAAUGAGGGGACAGUAAAAUCAAUGAACUUCUCUUUCACAUAUAAAAUAACAUAAGGUGGUUAUUAACAUUUUCAAGAAUAUGUAAGGAAAUGUUUCAUAUAGGCCUAUCAUGAAGCAUUUUAUAAUUUUUACUUGCAUAAUUAUAGUCAUUAUGUGAUUCUCCAUAUAUUUCUAUAAAGGGCCUCUUGGAAAUAUUUGUCUUGUACCUACAGAAAAGCCUCCUUCGUGGAUGUUCCCAUUUAUAAUUAUUUAACCAGGAGACACACAGGAGGUUUUCUUAUGUGUCCAUGUAGAAUACACCCCAGUGGGAAGUUUCUAUAGGGAAAGACCCAUCACCAGCAGUAACCUUCGUUUUUGUAACUGUAAAAACUUUCACUAAUGUGGAUAAUAUUCUCAGAGGUUUUCUAAAAUGAGAAUCAUCUGAUAAAGCUUUUUACCUGAAAGUUUCACGUUCUAAAGUUGUUAAUUAAAUGUGUAGAAUAUUCAAAACAUGUUGAUUUUAGAAAACAUAAGCUGAAUUUAUUAAGGGAAGGCAACCUGGCAAUUAAGCAUAUUAGGUGUGGAAUAUAAUUUGACCUAAAGUCAUUUCAAAACUAUUGUCAGUUUCUUGAAAAUCAUUGUUAGAGUUAGUAUAUAGAAGUGCAUUUCUAAUUUUGCAGAUUCUAAUUUACUGGUUAAAUUACUAUGCAUUUUCCAGGUUAUAACGGUGAUCUUAUUUUAUAUACUUCUCUCCUUCAGAAUACUUUUUAUUAUGUUUCAUUGUGUUGAAAAUAUGGUAUGUAUGCAUCUAUUUUAGUGCCUUAAAGUACUUUGAAAGCAAUCUUUUGCUAAAGGCUAACAAACUGUUGUCUUAAGGGUGGAAUACUAUUUGUUAAAAGGAUCUGUGAAAUAAUUCAUACUUGUUUAUUAUAAAGUGGUUACAUAUAGGUGCAUUUGUCAUUUUUAUUUGGCAAAUUCAUUCACUUUGAGAAUCUACAAAUAUUUAUUAGUUGCCUUCUGUUUGCCAGGUACUUUAACCAAUGUUACUUUCACUUAAUACUCAGAAAUGUUAAAGUGUGAUAUUUUCUAUACUGACUCAGUGUUUGUGUUUGUUUUUUAAACCAUCCUUGUGACCUGAGUUGAACUAGCAUGAAGACUCCUUGGUAGGAUUUACUUCUUUGUUCUUUCUCUAACUACAAACCAUUUAAUUAAAAAUUAGUUCAGCAUAGUACAUCUUCAAAUAGCAGUGGUUUACUCAGUAGACAAAUAUUUGACUUUUGUUGUUUGCUUUAAAUGUAUUUUUGCACAGAUAAUUCAUAUAAAUUAUAGAAAAUUAUAAGAUGCAGAUAUUCUUAAAUGAUCUUUAAGUCACCUGUGUUACCAUAAAAACAUUCAAACCUGUAAA